AGAGCAUGCAAAAUGCUGCACAUCUCAUCCAAAAUAUACUGCACAAAAAGUAUAUGCGUAAAUGGUAACUGGUGGAAUUCUUUCAACAGAAAAGGCAAGUGGAGUGUUUGCCCAAAAGGCUAUUUUCUAAAUGGUCUCUAUCGUUCUCGUGGUAACCGAUUACGCAACAUCGAGGCAGGAAAAUGUUGCAAACCUGUGAAUCAUCCCAACAAAUAUGGUUCUUGUCAUUAUCAAUAUGUCAAAUAUAAUUUAAACAAGAAAGGUUGGACGACAUGUAAUGGAAAGAAAUUCUACAUCACUGGGUUCAAAAGAGAUUGUCGUGGCAGUUGGCUUCACGACAUUGCUGUUUUCAAAUGCUGUGAAAUGUGGAUUGCUUGAAGCUCUUUAGCAUCUCCUCAAUUAAUCGAAAGGAAAGUUUUGCUCUUAGGAAAAAAGCGUUAGCCGAAGUUGCCUACAGAAAGAAUUUGUUUAGAUACUUACUUAGCAUAUUGUUCAAUAAAAUUUUGCAGAAAAAAAGAAUGUGUAUAUCUUUAAUCUUUC
Messenger RNA from Xenia sp. Carnegie-2017, 540 nucleotides. RefSeq lists its product as uncharacterized. Lineage: Eukaryota; Metazoa; Cnidaria; Anthozoa; Malacalcyonacea; Xeniidae. Bases 13 to 378 code for a protein of 121 amino acids. The record is from RefSeq and is a predicted model, not a curated record. The transcript is spliced from 3 exons.